This is a messenger RNA of Prorocentrum cordatum, 1229 nucleotides long. The record is from the annotation of a GenBank genome assembly. NCBI's taxonomy places the organism in Eukaryota, Dinophyceae, Prorocentrales, Prorocentraceae.
ACACACACACACCACACACAGACACACACACAGACAGACAGACACACACACACACACGCAUAGUCCUCACCCCCCGUGUCUGCCUCGGACAUCUGAACGACGAUCAUGAACGUCAAUUUACGUCCGAAUUGACAUCGCGACCUUGCGCGGUGGGUUACGCGGGCCGCCAGGGUGGCACACUACGUGAAGACGAGGGCGCUUACGCGCGACCUUACGCGGGCAGCUUGUGCGCCAAUGUCGGUGAAGACGACCUCCUUUUUCUGCGUCGCCCAAUCUUGGAUCCAUCCGGUGGCCAGGACGCUUGCCCGCCGCGUCACGCCAGGCAUCGCCGCUCGCCUGGCGAGGAGCCCAGCUGGUUGCGCCUGCGCAUCCCCGCGCGCCCUACCGACGGCUCCGACCCCGGUCGUGCCCGCCGAGGCCCGCGGCACCAUGAACAACAGCAAACUCUCUGCCGUGGAGCCUGGACCCAGGUGUCAAUCGCACUGCUCAGACAACGAGACGGACGUUGCAUCGCCGUGCUUUCUCAACUGGCCUCUGGGGCCUGCUCUCGGGCCCCGGGACAUCAGAACACGGCUCGGGAUGGACGACUGGCCCCCGGGCAGGGGUCGAGAGCUCCAGGGGCCACGCACCGAAUAACAACGCGACGUCGAGGAAGGGGGCCCCGGGGCUCUCCCAGAGCCUUGUCGGCGACUCCGACAGGUGUGGUCUGCACAGGGUGUGGUUUGCAACGCGCACCCAGGGUGGUGGUCGACAGAGUUCCCCGCCGCGCCCCGAAGAGGCCCGACGAGGGCGACGUGGUGCCCCCCGAGCCCCAAGAACGAAGAUCGCAAACCAGACACCAGCGCAACCGUACCCUUUCUAGUCGCCGACCUUGCAGCCCCUCCUGGAUCCCGCUCAAGACCCGUCUGGCUCACGGCGACCUGCUCCGCGACCGUCACCGUCGGCGCGCCCGCUUGGCACCGCCCCGCGGGGCCUCACAACCACAGCACACGGGAACCAGAGGCCCGCAGAGCCCCGCCGAGCCCCGGCAGCGCGGACAAGAGCCGCGCGUGGACAGCACGGGGCGGGUUCACGACCUCUCAGGAGAGACAAAAACAAGUGGCACGUGUGCCAUAGCUCUUGCACAAAAAGGCCGAUGGGAAAACAAUGCUUCUUGGAACCUCUUCGGGCUUCUGGGGAGGUUCUUAUUGCGUUUUUAAUGUUUAUGUUGGGCCUCCUUGCCUAUGCGA